CUUCGUGUCGCGCGUACCUUCUUGCCACCCACUAAGCGUACCCGAUUCCGUCUCCCUCUUUUAUUACUCUUUCUUCCUCUUCCUUCUUCAUUUUACUCUGUUUUCCUCUGCUCCAAUGGGCGCAAUCAAACUCCAAAUUCUCCUUCUCUCUUUCCCCCUUCUUCUCUUCUCUUCCAUUUCCUCCCUCGAUUUCCUCUUCAAUGGAUUCAAUUCAACCAACAUCUCCCUCUACGGCAACGCUACCAUCGAUUCCUCAUUCAUCGCUCUCACCAACCAAACCGGUUUCUCCAUCGGCCGUGCUCUCUUCCCUUCCAAAAUUCCCACUAAAUCCCCCAAUUCCCCUUCCCUUCUCCCUUUCUCCACUUCCUUCAUCUUCGCUAUGGCUCCUUACAGGGACGUCCUUCCUGGGCAUGGCUUAGUUUUCAUAUGCGUUCCGACUACCGGAAUCGACGGAACUGCUGCUGCUCAGAAUUUGGGGUUUCUUAACUUCACCCUUAAUGGAAACCCUAAUAACCAUGUCUUUGGAGUUGAGUUCGAUGUUUUUGAGAAUGAGGAAUUCAACGAUCCCGAUGAUAAUCAUGUUGGAAUCAACUUGAAUUCCUUGACGUCUUUUGUCACCGAAGAAGCUGGGUUUUGGUCUGACGGUGGUUCGAGUGCGGCAGAUUCGCUCAACAGAGUUAGGCUUAAUAGCGGCGAAAAUUAUCAGGUUUGGAUUGACUAUUCCGAUUUCGUGAUGAAUGUUACGAUGGCUCCGGCGGGGAUGAAGAAGCCGCGAAGGCCGUUGAUUAAUACGUCUCUGAAUCUCUCUGGAAUUUUCAUGGAUGAAAUGUAUAUGGGAUUCACGAGUUCAACAGGGCAGUUGGUUCAAGGUCAUAACAUUUUAGCUUGGAGUUUCAGUAACACUAAUUUUUCAUUGAGUGAGAGUUUGAUCACCACUGGAUUACCCUCCUUCGUCCUCCCAAAAGACCCAAUUACCAAAUCGAAGUGGUUCAUCGCCGGAGUGACAGCCGGCGGAUUCCUCGUCGUUUGUUUCUUCGCCACGAUUUUAGGGAUUUUGAUCGCCGACCACCGGAGAAAAGCGAGGUUAAGAGCCGAAAUGGAAGAUUGGGAAUUAGAGUAUUGGCCACACCGACUGACAUAUCAAGAAAUCGAAUCGGCAACGAAAGGAUUUGCAGAAGAAAACGUGAUAGGAAUCGGAGGGAAUGGGAAAGUAUAUAAAGGGAUUUUGGCUGGAGGAAGUUCAGAAGUUGCCGUGAAACGAAUCUCUCACGACAACGACGGGAUGCGUGAAUUCUUAGCUGAAAUCUCAAGCAUCGGAAGAUUAAAACACAGAAAUCUUGUAAGUUUGAAGGGUUGGUGUAAAAAAGAGAAGGGAAAUUUCUUACUGGUUUACGAUUUCAUGGAAAAUGGAAGCUUAGACAAAUGGGUUUUUGAUUGUGAUGAGAGAAACAUGUUGAGUUGCGAGGAUCGAAUCAGAGUAUUGAAGAACGUAGCCACAGGGGUUUUGUAUUUACACGAAGGAUGGGAAUCAAAGGUUCUUCAUAGAGACAUAAAAGCCAGCAAUGUGUUGUUAGACAAGGACAUGAAUGGAAGGCUAGGAGAUUUCGGGUUAGCUCGAGUCCACGGUCACGGUCAAGUUGCAAGCACAACUAGAGUCGUAGGCACAAUGGGUUACAUAGCACCUGAGUUGAUUCGAACGGGACGAGCCUCGACUCAAUCAGACAUCUUUGGUUUUGGUGUUUUGAUUUUAGAAGUGAUGUGUGGGAGGAGGCCAAUAGAGGAAGGGAAGCCGCCAUUGGUGGAUUGGGUUCGGCGGUUGGCCGUUGAAGGGGAGAUUACGGCAGCGCUUGACGACAGGCUAAGGAAGAAGGGUGGGUGGAACGAGGAGGAAGUGGAGAGAGUAUUGCAUUUGGGAUUGGUUUGUGCACAUGUUGACCCGACCACUCGGCCGACGAUGAGGCAAAUUGUGAAGGUUUUUGAAGGGAAGAUCGAGAUGGAUGAGAGUGAGAGUGAGAGUAUGAAUGCUUAUUUGCUUCAAAGAUUGAAGUCAGAAGGAAUGAUGUGUGAUUCAGGUGUUGGUUUUGGCAAAAAAUUGCAUCCAACAUUUGAGGAUUUUCUUCAAUCUUAUUCAACUUCACUCUCUUGGUCCAAUUCUUCUAUCACCGGCAGGUGACAUAUUGAAAAGAUUCAACUUUGAAUUCUUUUUAACAAAUACAAAGUUAUAGAUUCUUGACAAUUGUUGUGAAUUGUGAUUUAUAAUAUAUUGUAUAUAAAAAGAAAUAACAUUGAGAAUUGUUGUGAAUUUGAGUUUA
Molecule: messenger RNA, 2312 nt
Organism: Cucumis melo (muskmelon)
Lineage: Eukaryota; Viridiplantae; Streptophyta; Magnoliopsida; Cucurbitales; Cucurbitaceae
Product: L-type lectin-domain containing receptor kinase VII.1
Exons: 1
Coding region: 116-2173 (685 amino acids)
Biological process (GO): protein phosphorylation
Cellular component (GO): plasma membrane
Molecular function (GO): protein kinase activity; carbohydrate binding; ATP binding
Source: RefSeq, a predicted model, not a curated record